AUGCUGGGAGGCCAUACAGAUGUUGAUAUUAUAUUUCCAAUGUUCAAGGAGGGAUCGCCAUUUGGAAAUGUUGUAAUACAGUGUCCAUGUGAUUUAGAAUGUCAUGAUUUUGACUCUUUCUUCACAAGAUCUUGCAGAUGGCACAAUGAGAAAAAUGGUUGCUAUGGCACCGGAGACGAGCUGGACUUUAUCAGAAUGAGAGGAGCAUGGGGUCGUGCUGGCGAAGGUGUUUUCUUAACCAGCGAUAAGCCAGAUGGGUUCUUUCUACUUGUUGGCAUUCAGCAGAAGCUUCCCGAAAUGUAUUCGGCGAUGCUGGUGAGUGACCCAAUACAAUGUCAACAAGGAGACGGGAUCGUUCGCUUCCGGCAUUGGACUUCGCCUGGCGUGAAGGUUCGGGUGUGUAUUAGACCUCCCUCUAUGCGUCGCCGAUAUUCAUGGUGCAGUGAAAAUGUGAAGCGGAAGCCCGGCAAGUCAGCCGUGGUUUUAAUUCCAGGAAGUAUAAUGACCAUGUUUGAGAUUGUCAUUGAAGCAUAUGGAUUCAGUUUGGACGCAUUUGGGGUUCAAGGUGGGGCUGCAGCAAUUGAUGAUAUAUCUUAUAACACAACUGCUAUCUAUCAGUGUCAAAUGAUACCGCAUAUUCCCAAACUUCAAAACGUCACAAAAUCAGUUUGUAACUCUAUAAAAUGCGACUUUGAUUCUGGAGACUGCUUGAAAAAGAUGGGCAAAAAGUGGGAAGUUACAAGUGAAGCAGUGGGACCGAGGCCGACCGGGAUUUUGAAACCACUAGAAGGAGAUUAUGGUUAUGUCAAAGGACCCGGUGAUGCUAGUUUGUCUCUUGGGAAGUUGAAAAUCCCAAGAACCUAUGGAUUGCAGUUUUGUUACUUCUCCGAAUUAAUUGGAACUGAUUUUGAAGUGAUUUUGAGGCCGGAGGAAUCGAGUGAAAAACUUGUAUUAUACAAUGUAACCUCUGUUGACCGGUUCUCCCAAGAAUGGCAAUGCAAACGAGUAUUUCUUUCAGUAAAUGGAACGAUUGACUUCUCAAUAAGGAACCUGCGAAAUGAGUUCUCAUACUUUGCACUCGAUCAAAUCGAUCUUUUCGACCCAAUGACAAGUUUGACGGCGUGCGAUUUUUAG
This is a messenger RNA of Caenorhabditis elegans, 1134 nucleotides long. RefSeq names its product MAM domain-containing protein (gene mam-6). Bases 1 to 1134 code for a protein of 377 amino acids. The transcript is spliced from 9 exons. Gene Ontology annotation, cellular component: membrane. The record is from RefSeq and is marked reviewed. Lineage: Eukaryota; Metazoa; Nematoda; Chromadorea; Rhabditida; Rhabditidae.